Molecule: messenger RNA, 567 nt
Organism: Penicillium salamii
Lineage: Eukaryota; Fungi; Ascomycota; Eurotiomycetes; Eurotiales; Aspergillaceae
Source: the annotation of a GenBank genome assembly
AUGCACAGUCUCAGAUACAAAAGCAGUAGAGUACAGCUGUCAGCUGAGGCUUCAGCCCUGGGACCCCCACCGCCCUCAGGUGAAACAACUCUGACUGGGCACCUCAGGCACGCUAUUUUGGCUGAUUCCCUGACCGAAGAGCAAGUGUCCGAAUACAAGGAAGCCUUCUCCCUGUUUGACAAGGAUGGCGAUGGACAAAUCACCACCAAGGAGCUUGGCACCGUCAUGCGCUCCCUGGGUCAGAACCCCUCCGAGUCCGAGCUGCAGGAUAUGAUCAACGAGGUUGAUGCCGACAACAACGGUACCAUCGACUUCCCCGAAUUCCUGACCAUGAUGGCCCGCAAGAUGAAGGACACCGACUCCGAGGAGGAGAUCCGUGAGGCAUUCAAGGUGUUCGAUCGCGACAACAACGGCUUCAUUUCCGCUGCCGAGCUCCGUCACGUCAUGACUUCCAUUGGUGAGAAGCUCACUGACGACGAGGUCGAUGAGAUGAUCCGCGAGGCGGACCAGGAUGGUGAUGGCCGGAUCGACUACAACGAGUUCGUCCAGCUCAUGAUGCAAAAAUAA